AUGUUCUCUAUUCCAAGCAGAUUAAAGAAACCGUUACGUACAGCUUUACCGCAUGUCGGUUUAGCAACAUGCUCAAUUGUAUAUGUUUGUUUUGGUGCAUUGUUAUUCUAUCAAAUUGAACAACCCAACGAACUAAGUUCUCGACGUGCAGCAUUAGAACAUUAUGAACGUGUGAAACAGAGACUAAUUGAUAAGACAUUUAUGAAAAGUAGCGAAAAAUACGAUUUAUCAGCGUAUGUAGAUGAUUACAUUGAAGAAUUGUUGAUGCUUUUAGAGGAUCCUCAGAUGGAUGCUUUUUUUGGCACAUAUCUGGACAUGUAUAAUUCCGGCGAAAAUCAGUGGACUCCAAUGUCAUCAUUUCUGUUUGCAGCAACCACAGUAAUUCCUGUUGGGUACGGCUUCGUGACACCAACGACGAAAAUUGGUCGUCUGUUGAUCAUUAUUUAUGGAAUGUUUGGGGCACCGCUAGCACUGGUCACAGUCACCGAUAUUGGCGAAUUUAUGAGUCCACAUAUGCUAAAUUUUUUUGAGAAAAUUCCUGGGUUAGGCGCUAUGUGUUGUUUGGUACUUUUGGCUUUUUACAUUGUGAUAUGCGCUUUGUUGUUCCAUUUCACUUCCACAAUAAGUCUAUUGGACUCUAUACACUUCUCGAUAACAACCGUUUUCACGAUUGGAUAUGGUGAUACUCCGCCUCCAAUACCAAUACCCACUCUGAUUAUAUUUAUAAUACUUGGAGUCACAUUAGUAACAAUUACGGUUGAAAUCGUAGCUAGUGAAGUGAUUAAUCAGAUUCACUAUAUGGGUCGGAAAAUGGGAAAUGCAAGAAAAUUUGCUAGCAAGAUGGCGCACUUUGCCCAGCUAACUCGAGGUCGCUUCCGCCUUUCUGGCCACGGUCAAGUUGACUCCUUCUCAAAUCUUGCACUACUGAUGAGCUUGGAAAGUCAGUCGAUCUUAAUGAAACGGCCAAAAAAAAUCAAUUUGCAAAACAGAGCCUACGAGCCAUCGCAUUUACACAUCGAAUUUGUUGAUGUCACAACACCAGGUUCUUCACAGGCUUCGAUAAGUUCGCAUGAUCUAUUUCCUCCAUGUUCGGCGAAGACGCGUGAAACGCUGUCCAUUUCUUCAGUUUCGUGA
Molecule: messenger RNA, 1134 nt
Organism: Enterobius vermicularis (human pinworm)
Lineage: Eukaryota; Metazoa; Nematoda; Chromadorea; Rhabditida; Oxyuridae
Source: the annotation of a GenBank genome assembly